GAAGUUUAUAAUAUGACUGAGGACAUCUACCCUUUGUUCGGAUGGGACGACCCUGUUCCGAACGAAUUCAAAGAGAUCUUCUCCAAAUGCGCCAAUGAGUCAGACUCCCGAAAGUGUAGUAGCACAUUAGAAGAAUCCUUAAUAGUGGACGAGGAUUACGAGAUAAUUGGAAGGAGCCAAAAUGAAAAUUCAAUCUGCCCGCUCUGCUACCAAACUGUGCAAUUAGGUCACACACAAUUGUACUCCAAUCUCCUUUCCCAGUACUUUGAUGUCCACACUCAAUGCGCCCUCACUUGCAAACAUAAAACAGCAUAACUUGCCCUCUUAACAGAUUCAAUCUAGCAUGCGCAAAUUAUGGAACGAGUCCCAGUAGACUACGACCUCUUGGAUCUGAACGUCAAAGUCUUCGUGGAAUUCAGAAUAUUUCACACCGUCGCACAACAACCCUACCUCAACCUCACACAUUCCACCACACUCAAAUAGAAGAAGAACACAUCCAUCCUAAUCGAUUACGCAAAUCUGAGAGAGUACUUCGGAAAAAGACAAAAACACCUUGUCCCAUUGUUGCAAGGCCGCAUUCAAAUCGACGUUCACAUCAUGGAUAGCAAUCUCAUGCAAGAAGCCAAGAAUGUCCACACCUAUGAAUUCUACUACAAUGCAAGCAAAGUCACCAGCGAUUACAUCUGCAUCGGGGUAUGAUGACAGUAUGCAUCUCCAUGUAACUAGAAGAAGAACACAAUCAACCACAAUUGUGCUUGAAGUCACUCCAAAUCAACUUGUCUCCAGACAUAGCCAAACAACUCACCAAACAAUCACCCAUAUCCUCCCCUGUUGUUGAUUCAUUCCUCUUCUCACCAAAAACACGCAUUUUCACACCUCAAGUUGGACCUGUUCAACAAAGAGUCCGUUUUCAAUCAUUCCAAUUGGAAGAAUAAACACAACCAGAUGAAUGGAC
Paramecium tetraurelia is the source of this 955-nucleotide messenger RNA. RefSeq lists its product as uncharacterized. The transcript has 3 exons. The record is from RefSeq and is a predicted model, not a curated record. Lineage: Eukaryota; Ciliophora; Oligohymenophorea; Peniculida; Parameciidae.